AUGGCCACCCCGGCCCUUUUGGUUGUGGAGACUUCCUGCCUGAAUGCGGAGAAAACCUUGGCUGCCCAGUUCGGCUCACGAGGAAGUUGGGAGCAAAACCUCAAUCUGCCGUUGAACUUCCUGGGUCUCCAGUUUCAAAAUGGAAAUUCGCGAAUUAGAGGGGAAGGAAAAACUCGAGGAGGUAUCGCGAUUGGUAAAAUCACUUGCCAAGGAUAUAAAAACAAGUCAUCUUCAAGCUUCUCAAAAUCCGUCAACACUGAAUGCGAUCUUGAAGAAAAUUCUGAUGAUGAAUUUUUGGCAUCGCGUUUGCUAUUCCUAGCCACCUACGACACUGAUUUAGACUUUGAUAAAUUGAUUGAUAACAACAAUCUCGGGGAAUAUAUCAAUAAUCACAUAUAUCGACAUUCGAAACGAUUCUCCAAAGCCAGAAAGAAGAAGCUCGAUCAAAUGGAUGAGCUUGCACUCUCAGAAACGUUAAAACUGAUGUUCAAUAUCACCAACUUCUACCCUCACCGAGUUGACGCAUUCUCGCCUUCAAUUCCGCAUAUUUUGAAGAUACUAAGCCGCAUUGAAAUACCCACCCCGCCGCUCCAGGCCCCUGUCAACUACCUCAUCAACUCCCUUCUCAACCUCGACCUUGAAGCAAAGAAAAGCAAACACUUCGGGACAAACCCCUUGUUUCCCAAAUUCGACCAGAACUGCAAUGUAGACAAGUUGAUAAAUAUUCUAGAUCAAGCUGUCGCGAUGCAUAAACCCCAACACCUCGAAAGUCUAGCCGUACCUCUUCUCACAUUGUUACGGAAAAUCUAUUCCUUCGCACCUGAAGGUCCCAAAAAAUAUAUGGAAUGGCUGCUCCUUCCUGAAGAUAACGACCAUGACCUUCCUAUCGGCAAAUCAAAUACACUCUCCUCUCGCCUCCUGCGUCUAUCAACUUCGCCUGUAGCCCCAAGUCUCCGUGAAGGCAUAUCCGCUCUGAUGUUCGAACUUUCUGGUAGCGACGCAACUGAUUUUGUGAGAAAUGUUGGGUAUGGAUUUGCUGCUGGUUUCCUCAUGUCGCAUGAUAUGCCGGUUCCAGAGACAGCCAAAGAAGCAUUCAGCACCAGUGCUGGUGGGCUUGAUCCAAAUCUGAAUCCCAUUACUGGGCAGAGAUGGGAUGCGGAACCCCAAGAUGGAGGCCCGGAAAUGACAGAGGAGGAAAAAGAGCGAGAAGCAGAGAGAUUGUUUAUUUUGUUUGAAAGGCUAAAAGCUACUGGUGUGGUUGACGUAGAAAAUCCCGUCAGUGCUGCUCUCCAAACGGGGCGAUUUGAAGAACUGGGCUGA
Messenger RNA from Histoplasma mississippiense, 1320 nucleotides. RefSeq lists its product with no specific name. NCBI's taxonomy places the organism in Eukaryota, Fungi, Ascomycota, Eurotiomycetes, Onygenales, Ajellomycetaceae. Gene Ontology annotation, biological process: G protein-coupled receptor signaling pathway. The coding region runs from base 1 to 1320 and encodes 439 amino acids. Gene Ontology annotation, molecular function: guanyl-nucleotide exchange factor activity; G-protein alpha-subunit binding. Gene Ontology annotation, cellular component: cytoplasm. The transcript is spliced from 7 exons. The record is from RefSeq and is a predicted model, not a curated record.